AAAAAAGCCCAGACCACUGCGAAAAGGAGAAGAUCGGAUCGGAUUAACUCUGACCCAGCCAGUUGAGGCCACAUGACUCGCCGCCUCUCGAGAUGAUGUACGUCAUCACCACGCGGACUUCCCAGGGUUUCGUCAUCGUCGCCAAGCUUCCGGUUCUCCUUUACCUAUACAUAUCACGACUUCGACGCGCUCAGGUAGGCUAUCUUUGCGGGCAUUUCUCAUCAUCAUUUGGCUCAAUAUCUCGGCAGUUUCUCAGGAACACGCAUCCGAUCUCCUUCCACUCACGCCAUAUUCUCACCAUUCUCCCAAGCUCCCAGCCUCCCACCAUGUCGCAACACGAACUCUCUGAGCAGGCCGUUGAAGCCAAGAACCAGCAACAGCCCGUCCAGCCGGUGCAAGCCAACCAGCCCGCGGCCCACCAGGCUAUGGAUCCCCAGCGCCCGCAUCCCAAUACCGAAGUCAAUAUGCGUGGUGGUGAUCGAGGUGGAUGCUGUCCCGGACGAUUCUGUUUCUGCAUUCCUUGUCCACUCCCCUGCGACUGCUGUAUUAUCCCGCUCUAAACAGAUAGCACUCAUUUGGGGAAGAUUUGGUUGUCGUUUUGAGACGAGUUUGCACAGGAUACCACUAAGCAUUGUUUUAUGUUAGAAGAAUAUCAAGCUAUUUCCUUCGA
Ilyonectria robusta is the source of this 670-nucleotide messenger RNA. RefSeq lists its product as uncharacterized. Bases 93 to 560 code for a protein of 155 amino acids. The transcript is spliced from 2 exons. The record is from RefSeq and is a predicted model, not a curated record. NCBI's taxonomy places the organism in Eukaryota, Fungi, Ascomycota, Sordariomycetes, Hypocreales, Nectriaceae.